UGUUUAGUUUUCUCAGUUGUGAAAGACAAUUCAGUUGAUGAAGUUGGCUUAACCAUCUCCGAGACAGGUCUUUCUUGCAAAAGUGAGGCAAUCUCAGGUGGAGUUGAAGUUACUAGUUUUUGCGGUGUGAUUUUUCUUCAUUAUUGAUAAAUCUUCUCAAUAAUUUUUGCUAAAUUGAGCAUUUAAAAAAAAAGAAGUAGUUUAAGCGAUAUUUUUGUGAAAAAAAAGUUUUGUGAAUGGUGAAGAUGUUUAUUUUACUUCUUGGCAACUCAUUUCCAAAUUUCAAUAUUUGACUGUUGAUUUUUAGAAAAAGAGACGCCUCCAUUUGGUGUUUUCUCUUCUUACCCAAAGUUCUUGUGUGUUGUCCAGAACGUUGGAACAAUUGUUCUCUGUGCUAAAUUAACACGUAUUUUUUUUGCACGAUUUUCUAAAAACAACCAGCAGUGAAUAAAAAAAAGCGCUGCGUGAGAGAGAGAGAUGGAGAACUACAGAGAUUAAAACGUACCGAGGUGCAUAACUCAGCUUGCUGAAAUGCCGGCACUCAGACUAUUUGGCAGGAAGUGGUUGGCUGCCUCGGAUGACCUUGUCUUUCCAGCGCUCUUUGAAAUUUGCUUUCGUGUCGUUUGGUUAAUCUUGAUUGCAUUUGUCUUUGAACAUUACUGGGAGUACACAUUAAGCUGUGUUGAAGAUGGACUGGGUGUCCAGAUCUAUUUGGCCGGGACUAUGGUACUUAUUAUACUCAACAUAUUGCUCCUGAUCGCUUUAACCAAUCAGAGUGCUCGAGGAAGCAUCACAGAAACUUACUUAAGGAGAUACGUCGGUCCAAUUUUAGUUUGCAAAAUCAUCCUCAUCAUUCCGGAAAUGAGUCUGAAUGUCUUUGGAACUGUCUGGGCAUUCUGCAAUGUGGUCAAGUGCGCAACAUCGCAGAAAUUUUCACGGAGCGUCAUUGAAGCUCUGGUUGUCUUCAAUUGGGUUCUGUUUGCUCUCAUCAUCUUCGGGAUGGCCAUUGUGUUUGAUCCCCUUGGCUCAACUAAGUACCGCCGUGGUCGAGAUAACAAUGACAACAAUCCCAUUGAGUCGGCAUUUCAUCGGAAAGUGUACAGUUUGUGGAUGAGGCGCUUUCGUUGGGCUUUUUGCUGUUUGCGCAAAGACGAAUUCGGCCAUGAAGCUUUCGCCCAGGCGGCGAGUUUGCUGAGUGCCCUGUUCCGAGGUACAGAUCUUGUACCGUCGGACUUCAUGGCCGGAUGCGUGUUGUUGCGCGUACGACAGAAGCGCGAGACACGUGAAAUGCGACGCAUUAGAAUGCUCAAUGAUGACGGACCACGAUAUUCCACUGAUUUGGCGAGGAUCUUCGCUACAGCUCCUGCAUGGAUGACACUCAAGAAUGCACGGCAUUACAUGCAAUUUGCACUUGCCAGCUACGGAUGGCCCCUGGUUUGCUACAUGCAUUGCUGUAGUGGACCGUAUCGCCUCAUCAAAAAGUCUAUUUGUUGCGCAUGUUUCAGAUCAAAAUACAGAAUGGUUGUCGAUGAUAAUUGCUGCCUGUGUCACUUCGCUGGUGUUAAGUUCAUGACCCGCUUAACGACUGAAGAUGUGAUCUUUGCUUCAUUCAGGAAUCAUGUGUUUGAGUUACCUUUCUGCGUUUUGGCUGACCACGACACCAAAAGCAUUGUUAUCACCAUUCGAGGGAGUUUCUCCUUCCGCGACAUCUUCACCGAUCUCACAGCCGAUUCAGAACGAUUUGAAGCUCCAGGCAUGCCGCCAGAUUCAGCAGCACAUCGUGGUAUGGUUGCCGGCGUGGAGCAGCUGAUGAAACGCCUGCGCGAGACCAAUGUCCUUGACAGGGCCUUCACUUCUCACCCGGAAUACUCUCUCGUACUUACAGGACACAGCCUAGGAGCUGGAGUGGCCAUUCUAUUGGGUGCUAAACUACGCUCUAAAUAUCCGGAUUUGCGUGUGUUUGCCUUUGCAACACCGGCUGGAUUGCUAAGUCGAGAAGCUGCUAGAUAUACGGAAACCUAUGCCUUCACCGUUGGUGUUGGUGAUGACUUUGUGAUGCGACUGGGUGUGGAUUCAAUUGAGAAUUUGCGCACGAUGAUCGUUGAGACGAUCAGGGCGUGCAAAUUACCCAAGUACCGUAUAAUGCUCAAUGGGUUUGGCUAUGCGAUCUUUGGGGUGCCAUCUAGGGAUCUCGAAACAACAUUCUUCGAUGUGACACAAAUUGAAACGAGUGGCCAGGGUGAUACUCCAGAAGAUCCGCCCAUUUCCACGAUAACACCACCAACAGUGAGUGGCUGGGCUAGUUUUAGCACGAGCAGAGCAUUACCUAAAGCUAUCUCGUUGCAGGCGACAAUCCUCUCCCAGUUAAUUGGUGUUCGUCGCUUCGCUAAGACACGACUCUACACCGGCGGUAGGAUUCUCCAUAUUGUCCGUAGGAAGAGAACUGAGUUGGAAAAGAAAAGUAACUCAGGUGGUCCGACAUUUGAAAUGCGCUGGGCAACUCCGGAGGAUUUUACAGAAUUGCAGAUAAUGCCUAGAAUGUUCCUUGAUCACUUCCCAGACUACAUUUUUAGGACGAUGACAAAGAUUCUUGAGGAACAAAAAGCCACAUCAGAAUCAAUCACGUCAAUUCAUGAAGUUUAAUAAAGUUGAAGGUGAAAAAAAGUGACGAUGAAUCUCUAAGUAAAAAACACUAUUUAUUGUGCUUUAGGUGUUUUAAGAAUUACUCUCAAAACUCAAUGUGAAAAGAUCUUAAUAUUCCCCUAAUAAAUGGAGUUAACAUGAUCAAUGUUUAGAUAAUAAAAAAAACAUUAAGUGAUAUUUAAGAAAGACGGUAUUUUGAUUGAUGUUGAUGGUGGAGAAAAAAAGAUAGGGAAGAUAUAUUUUUUAAAGAAUUUUUAAAAUAAAAAUAUAUCAAUGAAUUUUGCAGUGUCUUUAAAAGUAUACGGUGUUUUUUACCAAAACACCCUCUUUUGGUUGUGAUAUUAUUGUAUUUAUGUAUGUUGUUAGGAAAUAAAAUUGAAAAAAAAAGAUAAAAAAAGUAAAUGUGUAAAUGUGUAGUUACUUAAAUUUAAAAAUUUCUCUAUUUUUCUAAUUCUCAUCUUCUGUGCAUUAAAAUACAAAUGAUAUUUAAAAAACAGUGCUUCCCAUUUAUAUCAUUCCUCUAGGAUAUUAGAUUUACCUGAUAAAAGAAAAUAUCUGUGAAGAAAACUUUAAGAAUAGUACUUAUUUUUGAAUCUUUAUAAAAGAGACACAUCAUCCAAUGAUGUUAUUCUCUACUUUUAAGUGUUAAGAAAAAAUGUAUUUUUUGAAAAUGUAUCCAAAAAAAAAACAUAUAUAAUUAUGUGUUGUAUAUUUGGAAAAGAAUAAAUGUUCGAUGUCGUGUAACUUGA
This is a messenger RNA of Phlebotomus papatasi, 3392 nucleotides long. RefSeq names its product diacylglycerol lipase-beta-like. NCBI's taxonomy places the organism in Eukaryota, Metazoa, Arthropoda, Insecta, Diptera, Psychodidae. The transcript is spliced from 9 exons. Bases 532 to 2643 code for a protein of 703 amino acids. The record is from RefSeq and is a predicted model, not a curated record. Gene Ontology annotation, biological process: lipid metabolic process.